CUCUGAAGUCUGAACUCUCCUUUUCGUCUCCGUAUUUGUUUUCUCUCCUGUUAGUACACUCUUCAGUCUUCAUUCAUUGCCUCUUUAAUCCCAUUCGAAAGUAAAACAGUUGAUCAGCUGAAAAGGCAGUGAUUUACAAAUUUCGACCAUUUUUAGUAUUUAUUCCUCUGAUUCGAGGUAGGAUUUCAGUUCGUUCCAUUUGUUCAUUAGUACUAUGAAUUCGUGGCGAGCAGAUAGGAUUAACAGACAGAUUUCUAGAGUUUCUAUGGUGUUUGCCGGGUUCCCUUUAUUGGAUUUCUAGGGUUUUGGUCUUGGUACUGGUUAAAUUGUUGCUCUCCGGAGUUUAGAUUCAGUACAUUUCAGAAUCGGGGGUUUUGCUGUGAUGAGUUGUUACUGCCCCUGUGGAUGGCGGCAAAUUUUCUAUGGGUCGUUUAUUUGUUUGUGUUUCACGGAUUCAUCGCUUUCAUCAGCCCUAGCCUUUUAUUCCAAAUUGGCUUUGUUUCCGCUUUAGGGGACGGUUUCUCAAUUGUUGAUUUGGAUUACGAUUUGUUCGGUCACGAUUAUUCACCACCCUCACCACCUCCUUCGGACCCGCCCCUGCAACCGCCAUCACUGUCUUGUGAGGAAGAUCUCAAGGGAAUUGGGUCGCUAAAUACUUCUUGUCAGCUCAUUAACAGUUUACAGCUCGAGGAGGAUUCAUACAUAGAAGGGAAAGGCAGGUUAGAAAUCUUUCCAGGUGUGUCCUUCAGUUGUCCAAUUGCUGGAUGCUCAAUUACCAUCAACAUUACUGGAGAUUUUAGUUUGGGCGAGAAUGCGUCCAUCGUGGCGGGAACGCUUAUUUUGAAAGCGAACAAUGCAAGCUUGCUUAAUGGAUCCACAAUCAAUACUACAGCUUUGGCCGGCGAUCCUCCCGCGCAGACCAGUGGCACUCCGCAGGGUAUUGAUGGUGCAGGUGGGGGGCAUGGGGGCAGGGGUGCUUGUUGCUCGACGGAUAAUUCGAAGCUUCCGGAUGAUGUGUGGGGCGGCGAUGCUUACUCUUGGUCAUCACUCACAUUACCCUGGAGUUACGGUAGCAAGGGUGGCACGACCAGUAAAGAGGAGGACUAUGGUGGUGGUGGUGGUGGACGGAUUAAGCUUGAGAUAGUUAAUUUUCUUGAUGUUAGAGGAACUGUUUUAGCUGAUGGAGGUGAUGCCGGUUUCAAAGGUGGAGGUGGAUCCGGUGGCAGUAUCUACAUCAAGGCUCAUAAAAUGAAUGGAAAUGGCAAGAUAAGUGCCUCCGGGGGCAAUGGUUUUGCUGGAGGUGGUGGUGGAAGAGUUUCUAUCAACAUUUACAGCAGGCAUGAUGACCCGAAAAUCUUGGUUCAUGGAGGAAGAAGCUUUGGUUGUCCGGAUAACUCUGGGGCUGCUGGGACAUUUUAUGACACUGUUCCUCGGAAUCUUAUUAUAAGCAAUCACAACAUGUCAACAAACACUGAUACGCUUCUUUUAGAGUUUCCCAAUCAUCCCCUCUGGACAAAUGUUUAUGUCCGAAAUCAUGCUAAAGCUACUGUUCCUCUGCUCUGGAGUCGUGUUCAGGUGCAAGGGCAACUUAGUAUAUUGUUUGGUGGAGUUUUGAGUUUUGGUCUAGCACAUUAUCCUUCUUCAGAGUUUGAGCUUAUGGCAGAAGAGCUUUUAAUGAGUGAUUCAGUAAUCAAGGUCUAUGGGGCUUUGCGUAUGUCUAUUAAAAUGCUCUUGAUGUGGAACUCUAAAAUGCUCAUAGAUGGUGGUAGAGCUGCAAUAGUUGCCACAUCCUUACUUGAGGCUAGCAACUUGAUUGUUCUCAAGGAAUCAUCUGUCAUACACUCUAAUGCAAAUUUGGGAGUUCAUGGACAAGGCUUACUGAAUUUAUCAGGACCUGGAGAUCAGAUUGAGGCACAACGUCUCAUUCUUUCAUUAUUCUAUAGUAUCCAUGUUGGACCUGGAUCUGUUCUGCGAGGUCCUUUGGAAAAUGCAACCUCUGAUGCCUUGACACCAAAACUCUACUGUGAAUUCCAAGAUUGCCCUAUAGAACUACUUCAUCCACCAGAAGAUUGUAAUUUGAACUCUUCGUUGUCCUUUACCCUUCAGAUCUGCAGAGUUGAAGAUAUUAUUGUUGAAGGCCUCAUAGAAGGAUCUGUUAUUCAUUUCCAUAGGGCAAGAACUGUAGUUGUCCAGUCCUCUGGUAUAAUAACCGCAUCUGGGCUUGGAUGCACGGGUGGUGUAGGUAGAGGUAUAGUUCUGGGCAAUGGGGUGGGCAGUGGUGGUGGGCAUGGGGGUAAAGGUGGCGAUGGAUAUUGUAAUGGCAGUUUUAUUGAGGGUGGUGCUGCUUAUGGAAAUGCUGGCCUGCCUUGUGAACUUGGUAGUGGAAGUGGAAAUGAAAGCAUGGGCAGUUCGACUGCUGGUGGUGGUAUCAUAGUGAUGGGUUCGUUGGAGCAUUCCUUGUCAAGCUUGUCCAUUUAUGGUUCUCUUAAGGCAGAUGGAGAAAGUUUUGAACAAGGCAUUAGAAAGCAGGGCUAUGGAAGCUUAGAUAGUUCAAGUGGAAGCCCUGGGGGUGGAUCUGGUGGAACUAUCCUUUUAUUUUUGCGUGCACUGGCCCUUGGAGACAAUGCUGUUAUUUCAAGUGUUGGAGGACAAGGUAGUCAAAAUGGUAGUGGAGGUGGUGGUGGCGGUAGGAUUCACUUUGAUUGGUCUGACAUUCUGACAGGUGAUGAGUAUCAGCCCAUAGCAAGCAUCAAAGGAAGCAUAUGCACAGGAGGAGGAUUGGGGAGGAAUAAAGGCCUUACGGGAGAAAAUGGAACAGUUACUGGUAAGGCUUGCCCAAAAGGGCUUUAUGGGAUUUUUUGUGAGGAAUGCCCGGCUGGCACUUUUAAGAAUGUUGUUGGGUCUGAUAAAACUCUUUGUCAUCAGUGCCCACCAUAUGAACUUCCACAUCGUGCCAUCUACAUGAAUGUUCGAGGUGGUGUUUCUGAAACUCCAUGCCCCUACAAAUGCAUAUCUGACAGAUAUCACAUGCCUCACUGCUACACGGCUCUCGAAGAAUUGGUCUACACUUUUGGUGGUCCAUGGUUUUUUAGUCUUCUUCUCUUGGGUCUCCUUAUCUUGUUAGCUCUGGUUCUCAGUGUUGCGCGAAUGAAAUUUGUUGGCACUGAUGAAUUGCCUGGCCCAGCUCCCACUCAACAUGGUUCUCAAAUAAAUCAUUCAUUCCCUUUCCUGGAGUCAUUGAAUGAGGUCCUGGAAACUAAUAGAGCUGAGGAAUCCCAGAAUCAUGUCCACAGAAUGUAUUUUAUGGGUCCUAAUACUUUUAGUGAACCAUGGCAUCUCCCUCACUCUCCUCCAGAACAAGUAAUGGAGAUUGUAUAUGAAGAUGCAUUCAACAGAUUUGUUGAUGACAUUAAUGCUCUGGCUGCUUACCAGUGGUGGGAAGGAGCUGCUUAUAGCAUUCUUUCUCUUCUUGCAUAUCCCCUUGCCUGGUCAUGGCAGCAAUGGCGCCGUAAAAAGAAAGUACAACAACUGCGUGAAUUUGUCCGAUCAGAAUAUGAUCAUGCCUGUUUACGGUCUUGCCGUUCACGUGCUCUCUAUGAAGGACUUAAGGUUGCUGCAACUUCUGAUUUAAUGCUGGCAUAUGUGGACUUUUUUCUCGGUGGAGAUGAAAAGAGAACUGAUCUUCCUCCUCGUCUUCAUCAAAGAUUUCCAAUGCCCAUAGUUUUUGGGGGUGAUGGAAGUUAUAUGGCUCCUUUCUCACUUCAAAGUGAUAAUGUUCUGACUAGUCUUAUGAGUCAGUCUGUCCCAUCUACAAUUUGGUAUCGGCUGGUGGCUGGUCUGAAUGCUCACCUGCGCUUAAUUCGCCAUGGGCGCCUGAGGAUAACAUUUUUACCUGUCCUCAGCUGGCUUGAAACUCAUGCCAAUCCUGCUUUGAGCAUCCAUGGUGUGCGUGUUGAUCUUGCAUGGUUUCAGGCUACAACUUGUGGUUAUUGCCAGUUUGGACUUCUUGUAUAUGCCAUUGAAGAAGAAUCUGAGAUGGCAUCUACUGAAGUUGUAGAUGGAGCAAUGAGAACUGAGCAACAGUCACGUGCAAACAGCAUCCAAAGAGACAAUUUCCCGAGUUGUUUGAGUAGUGAAAAUAUUAUGAUACAUAAAAGGUUAUAUGGAAAGAUUUUAAAUACUUACAGCAUACAAAUGCUUCAAGAGAGGAAAGAUAUAUUUUACCCCUUCUCAUUUAUAGUACAUAAUACAAAACCCGUUGGCCAGCAGGAUCUUGUUGGUUUGGUCAUAUCAAUACUUCUUUUAGGAGAUUUCAGUUUAGUGUUGCUUACUUUGCUUCAAUUGUACUCUAUUUCACUGGUGGACUUCCUACUGGUCCUGCUUCUUCUUCCUCUGGGGAUUCUUUUUCCAUUUCCUGCUGGAAUUAAUGCUUUAUUCAGUCAUGGUUCAAGACGAUCAGCAGGUCUUGGCCGUGUAUAUGCCUUGUGGAACAUUUCAUCCUUAUUUAAUGUUGUGGUCGUCUUCGUUUGCGGAUUUGUCCAUUACAAGACUCAAUCGUCAUCAAGUAGAAGACAUCCAAACUUUCAGCCCUGGAAUUUUAACAUGGACGAAAGUGGAUGGUGGAUGCUUCCUACUGGACUUGUUCUCUGUAAACUUAUCCAGGCACGACUUACCAAUUGGCAUGUUGCUAAUCUAGAGAUACAAGAUCGUUCAUUGUAUAGUAACGACCCAGACCUGUUUUGGCAGUCAUGACGGUGAUACUCGUUUGACCAGGUAUAGUUUGAUGCAAUCUCUUCGUUUCCAUUUUUUCACCUCUAUUUUUUCUUGAUAUUGUCAGUGUAUAGAGUGGCAGAGAGAGAGAGAGAGAGAGAGAGAGGCAUUCGUUCAUGUAUACCAUGUGAAUCAUGUGCAGCCACAGUUUUUUCCAACAUGUAAUUAAAAACUAAAAAAAGUGGGCUGGGCUGUUUUUUUCAUGGGUUCGACUAGAGCCCAGAUUUCUUACUCACGUUUUCUACCCACUAGACCCGCCGUGAAUUGCAGCCACACAUCUCUCAAUUCAUAAUAGAGGUGUGGCUCCAAUUCACGGCUAGAGAGUGGGUAGGAAGUGAGUAUGAAAUCCCGAGUGGUUCAACUAUGAUACUGGAAAAGCUUUCCCUUUCAUCUACUUUUUAGUCUUUUAUUGGGAAUACAGGAUUGAUGUAGCAUAUUUUUAGGCGCUACCAAAGUAAUCAAUGAGAAAAUCUUGUUACCAAUUUUACAUUA
Molecule: messenger RNA, 5262 nt
Organism: Nelumbo nucifera (sacred lotus)
Lineage: Eukaryota; Viridiplantae; Streptophyta; Magnoliopsida; Proteales; Nelumbonaceae
Source: RefSeq, a predicted model, not a curated record